Messenger RNA from Rhipicephalus sanguineus (brown dog tick), 1735 nucleotides. RefSeq names its product protein henna. Gene Ontology annotation, molecular function: phenylalanine 4-monooxygenase activity; iron ion binding. The transcript has 13 exons. Lineage: Eukaryota; Metazoa; Arthropoda; Arachnida; Ixodida; Ixodidae. Bases 219 to 1571 code for a protein of 450 amino acids. The record is from RefSeq and is a predicted model, not a curated record. Gene Ontology annotation, biological process: L-tyrosine biosynthetic process; L-phenylalanine catabolic process.
CUCGCGACUAGGCUGCCGUAGGACGUUUAAGGAACUGAGCGCUCGACGAGCAAGCUUUUUCGCCGCACCGACCGAACAACCUGAGCUCUUCUUAGCCACUCGAGAGUGACGAACCCAAGACGUCUUCAGUCGCACCAUUAACUGGGCACCCGCUAACCACACGUGACGCACCUGUACCGAAUACCGUGCCGAACCGAGGAACGAGGCUUCCGGUCAACAUGAACGGAGUCAACCACAGCGCUGAAACGGCUGGAGAGCCAACACGCGUAUCCCAGGCCUACAUCAUGGAGCCGAAGAUGUUGACCAGCAGCGGAAAUUCAGUCAUCUUCUCCCUCAAGGAAGAGGUCGGCGCUCUGGCAAGGGCCUUGCACAUUUUCAAGGAGAACGGCGUCAACUUGGUGCACAUCGAGUCGAGAUCAUCGGCGCGAUUCAAGGAUGGUUACGAGUUCAUCGUGAACUUCAACCCGACCGAGGGCAAAGUUCACCAGGCCCUGGAGCAGAUCAAGAACAUGUCGCAGUACAUGCAAGUCAUUUCUAGAGACCUGCCGCCCAAGGAAGAGGACGCCCUGCCCUGGUUUCCGAGGAAGAUCAAGGACCUGGACAUUUUCGCCAAUCAAAUUCUCAGCUACGGAUCUGAACUUGACGCCGAUCACCCGGGAUUCACGGAUCAAAAGUACCGCGAGCGGAGAAAGUACUUCGCCGACAUUGCCUACGCGUACAAACAUGGACAGCCGAUACCGAGGGUGAAGUACACGGAAGAGGAGACAAAAACAUGGGGCACCGUGUUCCGGGAGCUGACCAAGCUGUACAAGACGCACGCCUGUCGCGAACACAACCACAUCUUCCCGCUGCUCAUCGAGAACUGCGGCUACCGGGAAGACAACGUGCCACAACUCGAGGACGUGUCCAACUUCCUCAAAGACUGCACAGGUUUCACACUGCGACCUGUGGCCGGUCUACUAUCCUCGAGAGACUUCCUCGCUGGCUUGGCCUUUCGUGUUUUCCACUCAACACAGUACAUCCGGCAUCCUUCUCAGCCACUCUAUACACCCGAACCGGACAUCUGCCACGAGCUUCUGGGACACGCACCGCUGUUCGCAGAUCCAAGUUUCGCCAAGUUCUCCCAGGAAAUAGGGCUCGCGUCCUUGGGUGCCCCGGACGACUACGUCGAAAAGCUGGCCACGUGCUACUGGUUCACUAUAGAAUUUGGCAUCUGCAAACAAGAUGGACACCUCAAGGCCUACGGUGCCGGCCUGCUCUCUUCAUUCGGGGAACUCGAGUACUGCCUCAGUGGGAAACCGGAGAUGAAACCUUUUGAGCCAGCCGUAACCGGUGAGCAAAAGUAUCCGAUCACUCAGUACCAGCCAAUCUACUUCGUGGCAGAGAGCUUCCAAAACGCCCAGAAGAAAAUGAGGGAGUUCGCUCUGUCCAUCCCGAGGCCCUUUACGGUGCGCUACAACCCAUACACACAGAGCGUGGAGAUUGUCGACACGAACAUUCAAGUGCAAAACCUUGCAUCGGACAUUCAGUCCGACAUGACCCUUCUGGCUGAUGCCUUGAAGAAAAUCUGAAGAGGAAACACAAGGUGCUGGCCUUUACUUAAAACGCAAGAAGAGACGGCCAUGCCUAUUCAUACGACGCGGACACCGAGCAUCCAUGCUCGCGGGAAGUGAUACCUCCACAUUGUAUAUCACUGUUCACUAAUAAAGUUGUUUUAUCAAAAUAUAAAUCAAAA